Ceratotherium simum simum (southern white rhinoceros) is the source of this 1498-nucleotide messenger RNA. RefSeq names its product olfactory receptor 52I2-like. Gene Ontology annotation, cellular component: plasma membrane. The record is from RefSeq and is a predicted model, not a curated record. Gene Ontology annotation, biological process: G protein-coupled receptor signaling pathway. NCBI's taxonomy places the organism in Eukaryota, Metazoa, Chordata, Mammalia, Perissodactyla, Rhinocerotidae. Gene Ontology annotation, molecular function: G protein-coupled receptor activity; olfactory receptor activity.
UGAGGUCACUCAGAUGUCAGCAUGGAGAUUCUAUAAAGGCUCAGAAGGUACCUAAUUUCCUUUUAGCAUGGAAUGGGAGAGGAGGUAGAGCAGAGAAGACUUCCCAAAGGAGGUAAACAAUGAGCUGAUAUUUGAAUUAUAAAUAGAAAUUGGUAACGGAAAAAAUACCGAGGAGGAUGGAAGGUGGAGAAUAACUUUGUCAGAUGUCAGUUUUCUGAUCCUGUGGUCCACUGAGCUAAGAAUACCACCAGGCUCUCCCACACCACAGCCGGGAACAAGUCUCACAAAAUUGCAUCCUUUUCUUACAUCAUUUUAUGCAUUAACAGGAAAGCAGUCUCAUCUAUGAUGCUGGGGCCACACUAUAACCACACAAUGAAAACCCUUGCCACCUUCUUCCUUGUGGGUAUCCCAGGUCUGCAGUCUUCACAUCUUUGGCUGGCUAUCUCACUGAGUGUCAUGUAUACCAUAGCCCUGUUGGGAAACACCUUCAUAGUGACCAUAAUCUGCAUGGAUUCUACUCUACGAGAACCCAUGUACUGCUUCCUGUGUGUUCUGGCUGCUGUGGACAUUGUUAUGGCUUCCUCUGUAGUGCCCAAGAUGGUGAGCAUCUUCUCCUCAGGAGACAACUCCAUCAGCUUUGGUGCUUGUUUCACUCAGAUGUAUUUUGUCCAUGCAGCCACGGCUGUGGAGACAGGGUUGCUACUGGCCAUGGCUUUUGACCGCUAUGUAGCCAUCUGUAAGCCCUUACACUACAAGAGAAUUCUCACUCCUCUGGUGAUGAUAGGAAUGAGUGUGGCCAUCAUCAUCAGAGCUGUCAUACUUGUGACUCCAUUAAGUUGGAUGGUGAGUCAUCUACCUUUCUGUGGCUCCAAUGUGGUUCUCCAUUCCUACUGUGAGCACAUGGCUGUGGCCAAGUUGGCAUGUGCUCACCCCAUGCCCAGUUGUCUCUACAGUCUGAUUGGUUCCUCCAUUAUUGUGGGUUCUGAUGUGGUCUUCAUUGCUGCCUCCUAUAACCAGAUUCUUCAGGCAGUAUUUGGUCUUUCCUCAAAGAACGCCCAGUUGAAAGCAUUAAGCACAUGUGGCUCCCACGUCGGAGUUAUGGCACUGUACUAUUUACCUGGGAUGGCAUCCAUCUAUGUUGCCUGGCUAGGGAAGAACACAGUGCCUUUGCACACCCAAGUGCUGUUAGCUGACUUGUACCUGGUCAUCCCCUCCACCUUAAACCCCAUCAUCUAUGGCCUGAGGACCAAACAAAUACGGGAGCGAAUAUGGAGCAGGCUGAUGCACUGCCUCUUUGACCACUCCAACCUGGGUUCAUGAACACAAAGUCUGCUAAGACCUUCAGCAUUCCAGCCAACUUCAAAGAUGCCUUACAGAUCUGUGGAGCUGGUUUCCUUUACCUGGUGCCAUAGGAGCUCUAAGAUGAAGCUCUGAAGGAUAAACUUGUAUAACUUUUCAAUUUCCACAAAGAAUCUGAAUGAAAUGAUUAAUUUUCUGA